AUGGGUGAUUAAUUUUAUCAAUUAUGUUCAAAAUGGACAGUGUCAGAGAAAUAUAAUGCUAGUUUGAAUGUUGAUUAUAAGAAGACAAUAGUAGAUGUUUGUUCAUUCAAUACAAUAGAAGAAUUUGCUUAUUUAAUGAAAAAGACUAUCUAUUCAAAAUUAUCAGAUGUCUUAAGUGAGCCAUAAAAAUGCAAAAUCUUUAAAUAAUUUAAUGAUGAGGUUACAGAUGUUUAAAUUGAAGCGAUAUAAUUUUUCAAGAAUGAUAUAAAACCUUGGUGGGAAGAUGAAAGUAAUAAAAAUGGUGGUGAGAUCUAAUUUGAUAUACCAACAUAAUUUUAUAAUAUAUAUGAUAAUUUAUACUAAGAUAUUUUAUACGAGGUGAUAGGGUAAUCAAAUGAGGAUUUAAGACAUAUAAAUGGUUUAAGAGUUGUCGAUAAAAUAAAUGCUAAACAAGGAAAUAGAAUAAGAAUUGAAUUAUGGUUAGAUAUUGAUCCCAAAGAUAAGCAUGACUCUAUUUUAAAAUUAGAUGAAUGGCUCGUAUCCUUGAUUCAAAAAUAUCAUAUUGAGUAAACUCAACUCACUUAAGUGUCACAUAAAAAAUGAACCUUGUUGAUUGAAUAGCAUUAUCAUAUAAAAAUUAUUAAAUGGGUUUAUUGUUC
Molecule: messenger RNA, 659 nt
Organism: Paramecium tetraurelia
Lineage: Eukaryota; Ciliophora; Oligohymenophorea; Peniculida; Parameciidae
Exons: 3
Biological process (GO): translational initiation
Cellular component (GO): eukaryotic translation initiation factor 4F complex
Molecular function (GO): RNA 7-methylguanosine cap binding; translation initiation factor activity
Source: RefSeq, a predicted model, not a curated record